Molecule: messenger RNA, 2709 nt
Organism: Cylindrotheca closterium
Lineage: Eukaryota; Bacillariophyta; Bacillariophyceae; Bacillariales; Bacillariaceae
Source: the annotation of a GenBank genome assembly
AUGACGAUACGUCCAAGCAUAGUCCUGCCGCUCAUACUCCUAUUCUGUGCGGCUCAUGCCGAGACCACGGAGGAUGCCGAGAUCACGGAUGAACCUCAUCAUGGUGAAGAAGAGGGAGAGUUGCCUGAACCACCUUACGCUGUGUUAUUUCCAUCAUUUACAGUCACCUUAGGAGUAUUUGUGUUCUAUAUCUUGUCACGAUAUGCCAAGGCUUUGCCGUACACUGCCGUAAUGUUUCUCUUGGGAACCAUCAUGGGAAUCGUCGUUGAAAUUGGUGACUUUAAAGAUCAUAUAGACCAGGGCAUUCGUCUUUGGAUUGGCAUCAACGGUGAAGUCUUGCUGCUGGUGUUCUUGCCGGGGCUCUUGUUCAAGGAUGCCAUGUCGCAAAAUGUGCACCAUUUCUUCCGUUCUAUAAGUCAGCUGCUAAUCUUUGCUUUCCCCCUGGUUUUGGCGGGAACCGUCUUGACGGCUCUCGUCGCAUACUAUAUUUUCCCAUACGGCUGGCCUUUCAAUUUGGCCAUGACAUUUGGUGCGAUCUUGGCUGCUACUGAUCCAGUAGCAGUGGCUGCACUCUUGGAAGAGGUCGGAGCUCCUCCUCGUCUCCAAAUACACAUUGCAGGCGAAUCUCUACUGAACGAUGGAGCUGCUAUUGUUUUCUACUCCAUUUUUGUUCAAAAGUACUUCUUUGAAGAUUUACAAUAUAUUGGAGGUGACGAACAUGCCGAGAACAUUGAUCUUGCCAAGGGAGUAGCCAUGUUUUUCCAAAAGGCCUUGGGUGGAACUGCGGUUGGAAUAAUGUUUGGAAUUUUGCAAAUCAGCAUGCUCUUGUAUCUGGACCGUCGGGUCAGUCGCGAGGAGAAUAUUGUGCAAGUCACCUCAAUCAUUGGAAUGGCCUACCUCAACUUUUAUACGGCCGAUUUUGUCUGGAAAACUAGUGGUGUUAUUUCCACAGUAGUUGCUGGUUUGAUGAUCAAAUCGCUUGGGAGAGCGACCAUCAACGACUUGAAGCUACUAGAAGACUUCUUAAGCAUCCUGGAGCAUAUUUUGAAUACAAUUCUUUUCACCUUGGGAGGUAUCCUAUGGGGAGCUGCUGUUGCAAGCGGCGAAAAGAUGGGUGUUUUUCACGGAAUCGACUGGGCAUAUCUUUUUUUGCUUUAUGUAAUGCUCCAUAUUAUUCGCGGAGUCCUAUUUGCAUCUGUUUAUCCCCUGACGUCUCGCAUUGGUCUCAAAUCCGAUCCCAGGGAAGCCCUCUUUCAAGUUUAUGGAGGACUGCGUGGAGCGCUUGGCAUCGCCUUGGCAAUUGCCCUGGACAACGAAGCUAGCGAAUUAGCUGGGGGAAGAUUUGAUACCGAGGCUGAAUUACACACAACUCAGGCUUUUGUCAUGGUCGGAGGCAUUGCCUUCAUGACUUUGGUAUUCAAUGGUAUCACGGCAGGACCACUCUUACGCAAGCUCGGACUCGCUGAUUCUACAGAAGCCCGGUCGUUGAUCAUCAAGACACUAGAAGUGAAACUCAGAUCAUAUGCUAUUGAUGAUUUUGUUCGCUUACUUUCUCAACCAAGAUUCUAUCACACGGACUUUCUCUUUGUCAAGAAGCACGUACCAUCCUUGAGCACUUUGACUAGGACCCAAUUUCUGGAUGCCGUGAGAAAACACAAGAAGACGCAUGGUAUAGACUAUGCUCCUCCUUUUCUCAAACAUGUUCUUCCACACUUGGAGAGUGAUCCUAAACUAAGUCACUACAUGGAAGUAGAAGUGACAGAUGAAGAAAUACUAGGCGAAUUCGACAACUACGUUCGCGCAUCAAGGCAUCAAAUGAGAAGGAGAAGGCACCGACGUCAUUCGAGCAAUAUCCGCGCAAUGAUGGGACAUGAUGCGCUAUCAACAAGGGAGCUAAGACUCUUUUUUGUCUCCAUUCUGAGAGCACAGUAUGAGAAGCAAGUUACGCGCGGAGAGUUGGAAAACGAACACUUCCUUGCAAUAGCGCUUGACCAAAGUUUGGACUUUGCUUCCCACGACAUACACAAGGGCAGACCACUGCAGGAUUGGAAGCAUUUGGUUGAAAUUCACGAUCCAAUGGCAAGAUGGGAGGCGAGGAUUGAGAAAAGUAAAAAGUGUUUCGACAAGUCUAAAUCUGGACUACAAUCCAACCCAGAUUUAGACGUGGCUGGCGAUGAGUUGACGAUUGAACGGGCUAUGGCGUUCAUGGCGGCGCAUGAAGAAUCUCGAAAGCAUUUCGCAUUCGAGUUUGAAGAUACUGACAGCAGUAUGAACGAAUCCGCCAAGAUUGUAAUUCAAGAAAGUAUGGAACAGUACGCUCUAGCACAGAUGGCACUAAAAGGAUACGACACUGAUGUUCUUCAGAGGACGGCAUCGUACAAACUCUGUAAAAUUCUUUUGAAUAUGAAAAUGCACCACGUCGAAAAAAUGGUCCACAUGGGCGCAUUGAAGGAAUCGGAAGCAGAACAUAUAUUAGAAAAGCACAUGGAGUAUCUGAAACAUCUUUCGCUCGCCUAUAGAGACGAUGACGAUGACCCACCGGCAAAGCCCAAGCUAUUUGAGGACAUCCCAAAUCCUCUACUACAAGCAAAUCCCCGACUGAUCUAUAGGAUUGAAAAUCUGGUGCAAGAUGUUGAUGCUGGGAAAGGGCCAGCUUUAGCACCGCUGCAAGAACCGAUGGGAAAAGAAGAAGCCACUGUUGAUUGUUAG